GCGGCAAAAUCCCUUUUCGAAAUUUGCUUUCCCUCUUCUUUCUUCAAAACCCAUUUUCAUUCUCCCCUCUCCUAAAUCUCUUCUCCGUCUCUCAUAAAUAAGCUUGGUUGCUCUCUUCUUGUACCAGUGACUGAGUUUCUGGAUCAUCCCUCAAAAUCCAGUAAAAAGUUUCGAUCUUUCCAAUUAUCCUUUCUAGGGUUUUCUUCUUCGUCGAUUGCUAUGGCUUUGGACGCAUCGAAGCGCACAAAGAAGCCCAGCGGCAAGAAACCAUCGAAACGCAAAACGAACCCAGGCGUUCGAGUCGUCGGAGGGAGGAUCUACGAUUCUAGCAACGGCAAAUGUUGUCACCAGUGUCGACAGAAGACGAUGGACUUCGUUGCGUCAUGCAAGGCCGUGAAGAAUAACAAGCAAUGCAAACUUAACAUUUGCCAUACCUGCUUAUUGAACAGGUAUGGUGAGAGGGCACAAGAGGUAGCUACCUUAAGUGAUUGGCAUUGCCCUAAGUGCAGAGGCCUCUGCAACUGCAGUUUCUGCAGGAAGGAAAAAGGACUUGAACCUACAGGAAUAUUGUCACACAGAGCUAAAGCAAGUGGGUUGUCAUCAGUCUCUGAGCUUCUACAAGUUGAGGGUGAUGAUAGCUUCGCUUAUGUGAAAAAGGAGGAUGUUUCCAUUGAAGAUGUUGCCAAUGAGCACAAUAAAGCCGCUGGCAAGAAGAAGAAAGCCUUGAAUAAGAAAACAAAGGCAAACCUGGAUGAUGUUUCUAUUGAAGAUGUUGCCAAUGAGAACAGCAAAGCGGCUGGCAAGAUCAAGAAAGCCAAAGCCACCAACGAAGUGAAAGAGGAGGAGAUUCUGAUUGAGGCUAAACUUCCUAUCGGUAUAAGCUUGACUAAUGUCGCAGGGAUUGAUAUACCGAUUGAAGAAACAGGAAAUUUAUUGCAGUUUCUUGAGUUUUGCUCAGCCUUUGGAGAGGCUCUUGAUUUGAAAGAAGGGCAAGCUGAAUCUAUAGUUUCUGAGUUGUUCUCUUGUGGGCGUAGCACAAGGAGGCAACCAUACUGCUCUGUUAUACCAGUGAUGAUCCAGUUGCUGGAACUAAUAUCACAUGAUAGAGAUAUGUCUUUGUCUCUAAGUGCAACAGACAGCACUUGGUUCAGUUCUCUUGGAGAGUGCCUAUUGCAGUCAGGAGUUCUGAGUGAUGUGUUCCCGCCUGAGACUUUCACUUCAGGUGUCUCUGAGUAUACGAAGAUGGAUGCGUCAACAAGGCUCAAGCUUCUCAACUUCUUAUGUGAUGAAUCACUUAGCACUCUAGCAAUGAGAAAUUUCAUUGAGACCAAAAGUGUGGAGUCUGAAGCACAGAGAAGAGAAGCAAAAGAAAAGGCUGCAGCUGCAAAGGAAAAGGAGAAACAGCUUAGGCAGAAGAUGCAAGGUGAUCUUGUCAAAGCUCAUAUGGAAAGAAACGGAGCUCCCUUAUCCAUUGAAGAGCAUCAUGCAAUUUUGUCUCAAAUAAAAGCUGAAGUUAAAGAAGCUCAUGACAAGAUGCUGGAGGCAAAGGGCAUGAUAUCUAGAAAGAGGCAAAGAUGUGAUGCUGCUGGAACUGACCCCAUCCUAUUGAAUGAUGAUGGUCUUGUUCUCUGGAAACUCAAGUGCUUUGAAGAAGAACCAAAGUUUCUGCUUCAAGAUCUAGGUACUUUUGGUGAUUUAUCCCCACAUGAAAAAUGGUUAGCUUUUAAGCCUGAGCAGAAACAAGAGGUUGAGAAGUAUAUCUCUGCCAAAGGUUGAAACUUGAAGAGUGGGGAAGGCCAUCAUGUAAUUUUCAGAAGUCAUUUAACUCAUUUCUUCCCUUUUUUUUUUUUUUUAUCUUGGCUUCUUUCCAUCAGUUCGGCUAAUUCUAUUGUUUGAUGAUAUGCUUGUUUUAUGCCUCAAACUCUUAUUAUAAUGAAGAAACCUCAAU
Brassica oleracea var. oleracea is the source of this 1948-nucleotide messenger RNA. RefSeq lists its product as uncharacterized. Bases 220 to 1776 code for a protein of 518 amino acids. Gene Ontology annotation, biological process: regulation of DNA-templated transcription. The record is from RefSeq and is a predicted model, not a curated record. Lineage: Eukaryota; Viridiplantae; Streptophyta; Magnoliopsida; Brassicales; Brassicaceae. Gene Ontology annotation, cellular component: nucleus. The transcript is spliced from 15 exons.